Molecule: messenger RNA, 1611 nt
Organism: Triticum dicoccoides
Lineage: Eukaryota; Viridiplantae; Streptophyta; Magnoliopsida; Poales; Poaceae
Exons: 7
Coding region: 112-1239 (375 amino acids)
Source: RefSeq, a predicted model, not a curated record
CCAAAAUAGACACGCAGUCGCGCCCGCCGCCGCCGCCGCCGCCCCUUUCUCUUCUUCUCCCUCCCCUAGCUCGAAUCCCCCGCUCGCCAGGAGGAAUCGCCGCCGCCUCCGAUGACGCGCCAAAGCCGGGAACUGCGCGCGGUCGCCUGCGAGGGAGGCCAGGCGGCAGCGCGCGCCGCCGCCUCGCCCCCGCACUACGACGCGGACGAGGAGCGCCGCUUCGAGGAGGUGGUCUACCUCCACUCCCUCUGCCGCAGCGGCCCGUCCGCCCCCGCCGGGGAUCCCGCGCCACCCGCCGGAGUCUCCCGCGCCACCCGCGCCCGCGCCGACCAGCGGAAGCGACGCAGGAUCGAGCGCGCCGCCGAGGCCGAAUACGGCGGCCCCGACUGGUCCCUCGCGCCCGCCCCCACGGCCCCCUCCUCCUGGCCCAACUCCACUCCCGUCUCCCCCGCGCCCAGGCCGCAGCAGCAGCCUUCCACCGCCUCUCUCGCGCAGCGGGACGCCCUCCGCGCCGCCGAGGAGUUCUUCUCCAGGCGCGGCGCCUCGGGCGAGGACUGCAACGAGGUUGAGGGGCCCGAGUCGGAAGACAGCUGGGACGAGGUGGCGGGGUUCUUCCUCGGGCUCUUCGAGCGGGACGCCGCGCUGCGGGGCUACUACGAGCGGAGCCACAGGGAGGGGGAGUUCGUGUGCAUGGCGUGCGUGGGGAGGAAUGUGAAGAAGGGCCGGGCCAGGCGGUUCCGGGACUGCAUCAGCCUCGUGCGGCACGCACACGCCGCCACACGCGUCGGGAGGCCGCAGGCGCACCGCGCGCUCGCCGCCGCAGUCUGCCGCGUCCUCGGCUGGGACGUCAAGCGGCUGCCAGGCAUCGUCAUCGACCCCCGCGGCAGGCUGGGCCAGGCGCUCCUUGCCAGGGAGGGCGCAAGCGCCGCUGCGGCCGCCGCCACUCACGAGGCAAAGGACAAUGCUGAUGCUGGGCAGAAUGGUCACAAGGAUGCAGCGAAGGAGGAUGUUGGUUUGGAGAAGAUGGGCUCCUUGAAUGAUGACAGGAAGGAGGAUGUUGAUAAAGGGAAGAUCUGCCCUCCAAGUAAUAACAAUGAUGGAGAGGUUCAUGAGCAAGGGAAUAGUAGAGGAAUUGCUGAAAAGUUCUUUCUUGCACAAUGCAGGAAGGUGAUAUUGGCAAUAAACAGGAGCAUGGUAAGAGUGCAGAUGAUAUGGGGGGCACUUGUAAUGUCAGACUAGAAAACAAUUCAUCAAAGAUGGAAGAAGCUGCUACAGAGAAUUAGGAGGAGCAUACUGAAGGUGUUGUUGACUUCGGAGAUGAUAUUGGUAACUUGGGAAGGAAUUUAAUGGACUCAUCAAAGAGUUGAAAGUUGAGAUUGUGCUGUGUACACACGAACUGAAGGAGCACAUCCUGGCAUCUAUCCAAUCCGACCAUGUGGAGAAGGCGGGCGACCAUUUCCUAUUCUGUUUCGUGAAUUCUACCCGAGCAUUUCUUGAUUUUGCAUUUGUGUAGUUAAUCAACUGUUCUUCGUCCGUGGCCCAACUGAGCAUAGCUCGUUCUCCCACUGGAGCACUCUCAUGUUAAGAAAUAAGUUUCUGUUGUGGCCAGUU